CAUCCUGGUAUUUCUCGCCGUCAUCUUCCCGCCGCUUCCAGUGUGCAUCAAAAGAGGCUUAUGUUCGGCCGACAUGCUUAUCAAUAUCGCCCUCUGCCUAUUGGGCUACGUCCCGGGGCUUAUUCACUCCUGGUACGUCAUCCUAAAACACCCAGACGUGCUUGAUUAUGACGACUUAGAGCGCCAGCAGAUCAUAAUAAACAUACCGUCCUCUCCGUCAGCCGCGGUUGUGUCCCGCCAGCCAGAUCGAACGAAAAUCCAGUUCAGUCACCCUGAACCUUUCCGCACACCCCAUACGCACAACCCAAGUUUAGUAGAGCAGAACCAGCUCAGCCCGCGUUCAAGCCCACUCCCUCUGAAUAGGGCAGCAUCGGAGCGCCGCACAGAGGCGAACCAACCGUCCCAGCUCGGACAGCACGUGUUAUACGGAUCCACGGACAAUGAUACCCCCGACGAGGCGCCGCCAAGCUACGACAAUGUGAUGAACGAGACCGCCAAACAGUUCCGCUAAUCUCCUGCUUAGGUAAUGUGCUUUAGAACUUUUUCCA
Molecule: messenger RNA, 548 nt
Organism: Ogataea polymorpha
Lineage: Eukaryota; Fungi; Ascomycota; Pichiomycetes; Pichiales; Pichiaceae
Exons: 1
Coding region: 74-511 (145 amino acids)
Cellular component (GO): membrane
Source: RefSeq, a predicted model, not a curated record